Molecule: messenger RNA, 1599 nt
Organism: Emiliania huxleyi CCMP1516
Lineage: Eukaryota; Haptophyta; Isochrysidales; Noelaerhabdaceae
Product: glutaminase
Exons: 2
Coding region: 1-1599 (532 amino acids)
Biological process (GO): L-glutamine catabolic process
Molecular function (GO): protein binding; glutaminase activity
Source: RefSeq, a predicted model, not a curated record
AUGCUCGAGUCCACCGUCUCCUCUGCCUUCCUUGUCAAGCUGCUGGAGGGGUCGGGGCUGCAACGCGGUGACGCGCGGCUCACCGACUUCUACGGCAAGCUCCGCGACCUGGACGCGCUCGAGGUGGACAGGCCACUCACCCUCGCCGUCUUCGACAAGCUCGUGGCCCCCUGCCGUGACAUCAUCUACCUCGCAAUCUCUGGCGACCUCAGCAUCCCCGACUUUUCCGCCUUCGGGUCGACGCUCGAGAAAAUCUACUCGAAAAUCAACGAGAUCAAGUCUGGCGCGAACGCGUCGUACAUCCCACAGCUGGCGCAGGUGAACCCGGAGCAGUUUGGCAUCUCGGUCACCACGGUCAGCGGCCAGCACCUCUCCAUCGGAGACAGCGACGUCCCCUUUUGCAUCCAGAGCUGCUCCAAGCCGCUGAGCUACUUGAUGGCCCUCGGCGAGCACGGCAGCGCGUACGUGCACCGCUGCGUCGGCACGGAGCCCUCGGGCCAGCGCUUCAACGAGAUGGUGCUCAAGGACGCGCCGGAGCCGAAGCAGCCCUCGCGGCGCAUCCCGCACAACCCGAUGAUCAACGCCGGCGCCAUGAUGAUGUGCUCGAUGCUCUCGCCAAAGCUCACGCGCGAGGAGCGGCUCGAAAAGGUGCUCGACACGUGGCGCGCGCUCACCGCCGGCGCGGGCCCGGACCCCGUCGGGUACGACGAUGCGACCUACCAGUCGGAGAGCGCGACCGCCGACCGCAAUUGGUGCCUCGCGUACAUGAUGAAGGAGAGCGGCGCCUUCCCGCCCUGCUUCACCUCCCUCUCCGAGACGCUCGAGCUCUACUUCCAGAUUUGCUCCAUUCUGUGCACCUCGCGCGGCAUGUCGGUCAUGGCCGCCACGCUCGCCAACGGUGGGCUCAACCCCAUCACGGGCGAGCGCGUCUUCGCCGCCGACGAUGUGCGGCGCGUCCUGCCACUCAUGCUCACGUGCGGGAUGUACGACUUCUCCGGCCAGUGGGCGUUCGACGUUGGCUUGCCGGCCAAGUCGGGGGUCGGCGGGUGCGUCUUUAUGGUCAUCCCCAACGUGUGCGGCAUCGCCGUCUGGUCACCGCGGCUCGACCCCGUUGGCAACUCGGUGCGAGCCGUCGCGGUGGCGCAGGAGCUGUGCCGCACCUAUGCGCUGCACAACUUCGAGGUCUUCUCCGGCCUCUCGCGCCACAAAGUCGACCUCUCCAAGCGGCGGAAGAACGAGGAGAGCAUCAAGGCGAUCGCGGCGGUUCUCUUCGCCGCCAGCCACGGCGAUGUGCGCGCGCUCCGCAGCCACCACAUUGCCGGCAUGGACAUCUACGCGUCGGACUAUGACCAGCGCACGGCGCUCCACAUCGCCGCCGCCGCCGGGCACGUGGACGCGGUCGAGUACCUCGGCGCUUGGCCGAACUCUGCGGAUCGGUUUGGGAAUACCCCGCUCUCCGACGCGAUCCGCGAGGGGCAUGACGCGUGCAAAGAGCUGCUCACGAGCGCGUCCAAAGCAGUGGCGAAGAAGUCGCUUCUGGAGCGCUUGGAGGAGUCCAGCGCGGCCGAGACGGCCGAGACGGCAACAGAGGCUGCCUGA